Molecule: messenger RNA, 2361 nt
Organism: Synchytrium microbalum
Lineage: Eukaryota; Fungi; Chytridiomycota; Chytridiomycetes; Synchytriales; Synchytriaceae
Exons: 15
Coding region: 1-2361 (786 amino acids)
Biological process (GO): protein deubiquitination
Molecular function (GO): zinc ion binding; cysteine-type deubiquitinase activity
Source: RefSeq, a predicted model, not a curated record
AUGAGCACGACGUGUACGCACGUUGCCAAUUCCAGGCUCAAGCCUCCUACGCUUGCUACUCCCAUCUACAAGGACGAGUGUACUCAAUGCUUUGAUUCUCAGGCAAGAGAUUUACCGCAAGGCGUUGAUGUCUGCCUGUCUUGCUUCAAUGGAGGAUGUCUCGCCAACGAUCGAAAUCACGCUCUCUCACACUUCCUCAAGAAUCCAACACAUGCCAUCGUCCUAAACAUUCGACGUGUCAAGAAACCACGUCAGCCUGAUGCACCACCACCUCAAAAGAUGACGAGGCUAGCUAUUACUGUCGAGAACGAUGAGGACACCCAUGAACUACUGACCUCGCUGAAGUGCUAUGCUUGUGGUGGUGUGGAGAUUGAUCGAAGUGUCGGGAAUGCUGGUAUGAUCGCAGAUGCCGUCUUAGCUGCGCUCUCUGCCAGGAAACAGUCAGACAUCAAAGCUUGGGAAGAUGAAGCAAAGUCAUGCACCCAUACCGAAAAUCUCAUGCAAUUGGAUUCGAAAAAGAUGGCUGCUCAAGAUCUGGCACAUUGUGCUCUUUGUGAACUGAACAACAAUCUAUGGUUGUGUUUGGUCUGUGGAAGUUUAGGAUGUGGGCGUAAACAAUGGGAUGCUAGUGGUGUUACUGGUGGAAAUGGUCAUGCUCUUCAACACUUUCUAGAAACCGGUCAUGGUGUCGCUUGUAAAUUGGGAACUGUCACUCCAGAAGGAACCGCAGACAUAUACUGUUAUACGUGUGAUUAUGAACGUCUUGAUCCAUUACUGGGCAAACAUUUGGCCCACUUUGGUAUUGAUGUUGGAUCUCAAGAAAAGACCGAGAAGAGUAUGGCCGAGUUACAACUGGAGCAGAAUCUCAAGUUUGACUUCAGCAUGACCACUGAAGAUGGAAAGCAGAUGGAUCCAUUAUUUGGUCCAGGAUAUACUGGGCUCAAGAAUUUGGGAAACAGUUGUUACAUGGCAUCUGUCUUGCAAACGGUGUUUUCCCUUCCAACAUUUCGUAUGAGAUACUUUGAGAGUUUGAAAGACCACUCUGUUAAUUGCAGAGAAACACCAUCAACUUGUUUUCAUUGUCAAAUGGUCAAAGUCGCUGAUGGCCUGUUGAGUGGUCGGUACUCAGUUCCGAUCCAAAGUACGGAUGGUGAUGAGACCGUCACCAGAGGCCAAGAAGGAAUCACACCAGCCAUGUUCAAGCUCUAUAUCGGAAAGGAUCAUGUCGAGUUUUCAACCAUGAGGCAACAGGACGCAUAUGAAUUCUUCCAACAUCUCAUACGAGUCGUUGAACAGAAAGAACGUGUUUCUGGUCAGGAUCCUACUCCAGUCUUCAAAUUCAAGCUUGAACAACGUCUUGUGUGUACAGAUUGUGGCAAAGUCCGAUACAAGAAGGACGAUGCUACAGAAUUGGCUUUACGAGUACCAGCCAAGAAGACGCCAGUAGCUGCUACUAAAGCUGACAAUGUUGAAAUGACGGAUAAUAAGGUGGAAGAGUUCAUGCCUUCUACAUUUGAAGAUUGUUUGGCAUUGACUUUGAGUGAUGAAGCUAUGGAAUACCAAUGUCCUUCAUGUCAUCGUGGUACAUUAGCUAUGAAGUCUACCAAGAUCGCAAACUUUCCAGAAAUCCUUGUGACUCCUAUGAGUCGAUUCACCUUUGAAAAUUGGGUCUUGAAGAAACUGAAUAUACCUAUUCAAGUCCCUCUUGAACUUGAUCUUGAAGCAUAUCGAGCUCAUGGAUUACAACCUGGUGAAGAGGUCCUUCCGGAUGAACCAGAAAAAGCCAAAGAGCCUCAAUUUGAUGCUGCCACCAUGGCACAACUUCAAGGCAUGGGGUUCCCUGAUAUAAGAUGCAAACGAGCUAUACUUGCUACAGGAAAUGGUGGUGCUGAUGCAGCCAUGAAUUGGCUGUUUGAACAUAUGGAAGAUGCAGAUAUUGAUGAUCCACUUCCUGAGCAAGUCAGCAGUGGAGGUGGUGAUGGUGGAGCCUCUGCUGCCGACAUUACUUCAUUGACUGAGAUGGGCUUCUCUAUACCCAUGGCCAAGAAGGCACUCAAACAGACAAACAACAAUAUGGAACGUGCUGUCGAUUGGCUGUUCAGUCAUAUGGAUGAUACAGCUGAUGACGAAGGAGGUGCAAGUACAAGCAAUGGUCCAGCUCCUGAAGUCGUUGAUACCCGACCAGCCAAGUAUCGUCUGAUUGGAGCUAUCUCUCACAAGGGCACAUCUCCUCAUUGUGGUCAUUAUGUUGCUCAUGUUUACAAGGAUGGUCGAUGGGUGCUCUUUAAUGACGAGAAGGUAGUGCAUGCUCCACAUCCAGACUUGAGUGAAGGCUAUGUAUAUAUAUUUGAAAGGUGUUGA